This is a messenger RNA of Arctia plantaginis, 2247 nucleotides long. The record is from the annotation of a GenBank genome assembly. Lineage: Eukaryota; Metazoa; Arthropoda; Insecta; Lepidoptera; Erebidae.
AUGUACCAGCCGUGCGUCGAUGACCAAUGUGUUACAAACAGAUGCAAAAUAUUACAGGUUUUCGAUGACAUAAUAUUUGCAUUCUUCACUUUGGAAAUGUCAAUCAAAAUGGUGGCGAUGGGCAUUUAUGGACACGGAACCUAUUUAGCUGAUUCGUGGAACAGAUUAGAUUUUUUCAUAGUAAUGGCUGGAGCACUCGAAUACGCACUCAACGUGGAAAAUAUUAACUUAUCGGCGAUCAGGACAAUCAGAGUACUGAGGCCAUUACGGGCUAUCAACAGAAUACCAAGUAUGCGUAUUUUGGUGAUGCUGUUACUGGACACACUACCCAUGCUAGGAAAUGUUUUGCUGCUAUGUUUCUUUGUCUUCUUUAUAUUCGGCAUUGUGGGCGUACAGCUUUGGGAAGGAAUUCUCAGACAACGCUGCGAGUUCAACCUACCGCCGAAUGUAAUGCGACCCCACAAUAUAUCAUUUUACUAUGAGUUCUCCAAAGAGCUGGAUUAUAUUUGUACAACGCCUGAGGACAACGGCAUGCACACUUGUGGCAAUUUCCCUCCCUACCGGUAUGGAGCUCUGGUUUGCAACGAGACUGCUAAACCCUUCUCGUACAACUACCCAACAAAUACAUCUUGUGUCGACUGGAAUCAGUAUUACACCAACUGCACUCAGAGAGGAAACAAUCCCUUUCAAGGAACGAUCUCAUUCGACAAUAUUGGGCUAGCUUGGGUUGCCAUCUUCUUGGUAAUAUCAUUAGAAGGUUGGACAGAUAUAAUGUAUUAUGUACAGGAUGCCCAUAGCUUCUGGGAUUGGAUUUAUUUCGUUUUACUGAUAGUGAUCGGCUCAUUUUUUAUGAUCAACCUGUGCUUAGUCGUCAUUGCGACGCAAUUCAGUGAGACGAAAAAACGUGAAAUGGAACGAAUGCGGGCUGAACGUGCUCGAUUCACGUCGACAUCAACCCUCGCAUCUUCAACCAAUAACAGCGAACCUGCCACAUGCUACGCUGAAAUUGUCAAAUACGUAGCCCACUUAUGGAGAAGAUUUAAGAGACGAAUGGCAAAAAAAAUCAGGGUGUAUCGAUACCAACGUGCUCAAAUGCAAUGGCGAACCAGCAGAGAAACUCUACAGCUACCCGCCAAUAAGCCCAAACAACACCAUUCGUGUUGUCCACGAGUACACCCACAGGGCAACGGUGGGAAAACGUUGGCUGAAGAAGGAAGUGCAGGGUGUGACGAACCGCUAAGCCGACCCAGCCUGUUGCGCGUACCUUCGCUAUCCGCAGCUGAUCUUGAGAAUGCGUCAAAUUUAUCAUUGCUGUCGCCACCUUCAUUAGCGCGUCGAAGAUCAUCUGUGAUGUUCAGCGACACAGUGUUACUCCAUACACCAAAUGCACCGGCCGGAGCUCACCCACACAAUGUUUGUUCGUCUGAGAAAAUGACACAGACAGAGUUCGACCUGCCGACAGGCGAAUGUGAAGAUCGCGCUGCAGCUGGAGGUACGAUGUCUUGUCAAGAGUUACUGGCGCUCUCUGGAGCGUUAUCAGCUGCUCUGCCAACUGGACAAGUGGCUUUGGAUUCUUUCUUUGAGGAACUCACGAAGGGCAUUAGCAAAAGGGCCGGAGAAGAGAAAAUUGAUACAAGGAUCGUCGAAAUAGAAGAUUAUUCCUGUUGUGCGGAGCUUAUAGCGGCUGAGGCAGCUGCUAAGGAGACAAGAAAGAACCGUUUCAGCAAUGCAUGUUAUAGAUUCUGGAGCCGCAUAUCCGAGGCGCUCUCAAAACUCCGAAAGCAUAUUAAAGAUAUUGUGGAUCAUAAAUACUUUCAACAAGGUAUAUUAUUGGCAAUCCUAAUUAAUACUUUGUCAAUGGGUAUUGAAUAUCACAAUCAACCAGAGGAGCUCACGGUGAUCGUAGAAAUCAGUAACAUUGUAUUCUCUGCAAUCUUCGCUGUUGAAAUGCUACUGAAAAUCAUUGCGGAAGGCCCAUUCAAGUAUAUUUCCAAUGGAUUCAACGUAUUUGAUGGCAUUAUUGUUAUAUUAAGCGCUUUCGAAUUAACACAAAGCAUGAGCCAUGAUAAGGAGCUGGCGGGUAGCUCGGGUCUAUCUGUUUUACGUACCUUCAGGCUCCUUCGUAUCCUCAAACUGGUCAGAUUUAUGCCCAACCUGAGGCGACAGCUGUUCGUCAUGCUCCGUACCAUGGAUAACGUCGCCGUUUUCUUCUCGCUACUAGUACUGUUUAUCUUCAUAUUCAGGUAA